AUGCAAUUUGAAGAUGACGCCGCGAAUUCUUGUGAUGCAUUCCUCAUGGCUGAUAACUUUUCUCCUUCAGAAUAUAUACGAGAACGGUUGAAAGGCGUUCGAAGCGGAGACGAAACCAAGAAGUUGCAAAAGUUGCGGAGUGAAAUGAACGCCAUAAAUCAUGCUUCACAGGAAAUGCUCAAACACAAUGUGUUUCAAAAUUACCAACAAUUUAUUGACGCUUCAAAGGAGAUCUCACACCUUGAGCAAGAAAUCUAUCAACUUUCCUCGCUAUUACUAGAUCAAAAGCAAUUGAUUGAAAACAUGAUGCAAAUGACGGGAGAUGACAAGUCCUCAGUGCAGACUGCAUCUAGUCAUUCAGCAUCUGUGGCUUCCAUAACUCCUAUUCAAGUACUCAUGCAAAAAAUGGACGGUAUCGCUAGUAUCCUCAACAACAUGCGGAGCUGUGAUAAAAUAUUACUCUACGGCGAGAUGAUGCUUCUCGAUCCCGAAACGAAAGAGGAUAUAAAUCGUGCGAUGUUGGUGCUACUCUCCGAUAGGCUCUUGAUUGGUAAUAUCACUCCAUCCGGCAAAUACAAGUAUCUACUACUGAACCAAUAUUUCAAAGAGCAUGUGGUGUCAUUUUUCAUCUUUAGCCUCGAAUCGACGUUCUCAUUAAACAAUUUGGCAGUCGUUAACGUAAAGGACCGAGAAAGUGGGGCAGCUGUAGCAGACCAGCUACUGAAGUUAUUGGUGUUCCCAGAGCAAAGGUAA
Molecule: messenger RNA, 753 nt
Organism: Strongylus vulgaris
Lineage: Eukaryota; Metazoa; Nematoda; Chromadorea; Rhabditida; Strongylidae
Source: the annotation of a GenBank genome assembly